Molecule: messenger RNA, 321 nt
Organism: Brugia malayi
Lineage: Eukaryota; Metazoa; Nematoda; Chromadorea; Rhabditida; Onchocercidae
Gene: Bma-rpl-43
Exons: 2
Coding region: 1-321 (106 amino acids)
Biological process (GO): translation
Cellular component (GO): ribosome
Molecular function (GO): structural constituent of ribosome
Source: RefSeq, a predicted model, not a curated record
AUGGCUUUUCGUUUUGUGAUUGUUUUCAUUUCAAAGCUUAUCGAAAUGGCUAAACGGACGAAGAAGGUUGGCAUAGUAGGGAAGUAUGGAACUCGUUAUGGUGCUUCACUGAGAAAAACUGUUAAAAAGAUGGAGGUAACACAGCAUUCUAAGUACACAUGUGCUUUCUGUGGAAAGGAGUCGAUGAAGCGAAAAUGUGUUGGCAUUUGGAAAUGUUCGAAAUGCAAUAAAAUAGUUGCUGGUGGUGCAUAUGUAUACAGCACAACCGCAGCAGCCACUGUGCGCAGUACCAUCAGGCGUUUACGAGAAGCUAAGGAAUGA